AUGGAGACCACCGUGCUUUGUGGGCCCAUGGCUUAUCAAGGAGGCUUUCCAGGUCUGAAACCCGAAAUGGACCCCAAGGAACGCUUCUACAGACACUUCGAGGCCCAGGCCACAGCCCUUCAAGAGGACAUUGCAAAUCUUGCCAACAUCUCUGCCACCGGCGGCGAGCGCAAGGACGCAACAGACCAUGUCCUCGGCGGCAUCUCCAGGCUCACCAACGAGGUCUCCGAUGCCUCCGAAUACGCGCCCCCUCGCGACCAGAUGAUCUAUGGCCAGGCCCUCAAAGCAUUGCGUGAGCAGGUCAACAUCCAGAGCCGUGGCCUGGGCCCCAAGACCGGCUUCGAGUUCACUCAGGAAUCCAAGGAGUCAUGGGUCGCAGCAGGGGGCAACAAAGCACCUGCUGCUGCCGCCGGCCCCGACGCCGACGACAGCGACGCCACCGUGCAGGCGGAGAGGACAGACGCCGUAGGCGACCUACCGAGCUUCACGGGCGCGGGCGGUGCGGCGGCCGGGUCCGCCAAGGACUACAACGCCGAGAUGGCCUCGCAGGGCGGCGUCGGGGUGCGCAAGCCCAGCUUCUCGCAGGCGCGCGACAUUGACAUCUCCAACCACCGAGGCAUGCACAUCAUCCUCCCCGCCACCGCGUCGCGGGCCACCGCCUCGGGCACGCUGACGGAGCUGCGGGGCUGCGUGCUGGACAUGUCGGCUCCCUUCGCCAGCAGGAAAAAGAAGGGCAGCAGCCACCCGGGCGGCGGCGCCGCCCCCUUCAACACGCUGGCCAUCCGCAACAUCUCGGGCAGCCUCGUAAUCGCGGGCCAGGUCGCGGGGCCCGCGCACGUGACGGGCGUGCGCGACAGCGUGCUGGUCCUCAACGCGCGCCAGGUCCGCAUGCACGAGUGCCGCAACGUCACCGUCUACCUGUGGUGCGGCAGCCACCCCAUCAUCGAGGACUGCGAGGGCGUGCGCGUCGCGCCACUGCCCGCGGUGUUCCUCGGCCGGGGCCAGGACAACGGCGCCGGCAGCAACCAAUGGGACCAGGUCGACGACUUUGGAUGGCUCAAGGCCGAGCCCAGCCCCAACUGGAGAAGGCUGGCCGGCGAGGGCGAGGGCGACCACGUCGUGUCUGAGGACUUUUGGACGACCACCGUCAAGGGCGGGCCGGCGCUGAGCACCGAGGAUAUCCUCCGGCAGGCGGGCGUCCGCACCUGA
Messenger RNA from Diaporthe citri, 1209 nucleotides. RefSeq lists its product as uncharacterized. The transcript has 2 exons. Gene Ontology annotation, biological process: tubulin complex assembly; post-chaperonin tubulin folding pathway. Gene Ontology annotation, cellular component: cytoplasm. Lineage: Eukaryota; Fungi; Ascomycota; Sordariomycetes; Diaporthales; Diaporthaceae. Bases 1 to 1209 code for a protein of 402 amino acids. The record is from RefSeq and is a predicted model, not a curated record.